This is a messenger RNA of Oncorhynchus nerka (sockeye salmon), 7579 nucleotides long. Its product is annotated as serine/arginine repetitive matrix protein 2-like. The transcript has 2 exons. NCBI's taxonomy places the organism in Eukaryota, Metazoa, Chordata, Actinopteri, Salmoniformes, Salmonidae. The record is from RefSeq and is a predicted model, not a curated record. The coding region runs from base 121 to 5031 and encodes 1636 amino acids.
AGCCCCCUCCUCCUUAUUCCCCUACUUUCCUCCCUCCCUCUCUCUGUCACAGCUUCCCACACACCGAGGUGGGGCUUUCACCCUCUCACCCUCUCAUCAUUCUUAUAACUCAGGAUAGCGAUGGGGUUAGCUGUGCUUUACGUGUGCGGAGCCCUGCUGGCCAUCUCCAUGACCCCUGGGAACUAUGCAAACCCCAGCGAGGGAAACUUCCAGUUGGGUACAGAAUCUGGGAGCUGCCUAGUAACUCUAAAGCCUGCAGGGAAGUGUGGGGGAGAGGGGAUAGAAGAGGAAGCAUGCCCCUACCGAUUUAUCUUGCCUCCGCUGGACAUCAUGCUGCCCUGGCAGCUCAGGGAGUUGGAGAGGACGGUGAAGGAGGUGCAAAGGCUAAAGGAGACUGUGGAGCAGCUGAAGAGAGCCUGCAUGGAGUGCAAGAUGAGCCAGAGGGAGAGAGAGCGAGAGAGGCUGGGGGACAGAAAGAGGGAGAAGGAGAAAGAAGAGAAGGAGAAGGUGAGAUUGGGAGACAGAGAGAGGGAGAAGGAGAAAGAGGGGGAGAAGAAGUCAGAGAGACAAGGGGGCAGAGAAAGGAAGAUGGAGAUGGAGAAGGACAGAGUGGAAGAAAGGGCCAUGGAGAAUGAGAUAAAUAUUGUAGAGGAGAGAAAGAGAGAACGGGACAAAGGGUGUGAGAACGAAUGGGAAAGGGAAAAGGAGAGCGAUAGGGAGGAAAACAGGGAAUGGGAGAUAGAGAGGGAGAGAAAAAUAGAGGAUGAGACUAAGAGAGAGGAAGAGGAGGACAGGGAGACAGAGAUGGAGAAAGAGAGCAUUUUAGAAGGGGAGAGGGGGAGAGGGGGUGAGAUAGACAGGGGGAGUGAAAAUGAAAGAGAUAGGUUAUGGGAAACAAAGCUGCAAACUGAGAAGGAGAGUCAGGGGGAUAAGGUAAGGAAGAAGGAGCUGGAGACUGAGAGAAAGCGUGAGGGGGAUAAAGAGAAAGAGAAGGAGAGAGGGAGGGGAAAUAGAGAAGAGAUCCAGAAGAAGGAAGAACAUCAGGUGGUGAUAGAGAGGGAGAGGAAGAUGGAGAAUGAGAGGCAGAGUCAACAUCCUUGGCAAGGGAAGGAGAUAAAGAAUGAGAAAAAGAAAGAGAGUGAUCAAGAAAAGAAAGAAAGUGAUCAAGAAGAGACCGGGAAGAAGAUAGAGAAAGAGGUAGAAAAAACUGUCCAAAGUGUGCAGAGAGACAGCAUAGGACUGGUGAUGACAGAUGAUCAGGACACAACCUCACCCAGCCCAAGCACUGGUUUUAAACAUGACUCAAUCCCCAGACCUGACUCCUCAGGACCAGAUCAAAAAUCAAACUCCAUCCCUAGACCUGCCACCAAUCCCAGCCCAAGAUCUAGCUCAGACACCAGCCGUGGAUAUAUUUCAAGUCCUUCCUCCAGCUCAACCUCUAGCCCCAGAUCUUCCUCCAUCUCCAGCACAAGGACAAGCUCAAGCCUUAACACAAGCUCCAGUCAAAGGACCAUCUCCUCUUUACCUCACCAGGGAACCACCAGGUCUGACCCCAUCACAACCCCAAGUUCAGGCACCAGCUACAGGACUGCCAGAACCAGCCCAAGUAUCACAACAAGCACAAACCAAACAACCACCAGCUCAUCAAAAACGACUACUAGCCCAAGAAACAGACCUGUCCAGAAGCACAAGCCCAACCAAGCUAAACAGGCCAUCAGACCCAGACUUAAGUCCAGACCACCCAGCCCAACUAGCGCCUCCAGCUUCACUAGCCUCAGCUCAUGGACCACCACCACCAGCUCCAGCCCUGCAUGGACAAGGACAAAAACAACAACAGGACUCAGCACUAAACCUAAACUAAAACCUAAACCAGGCCAAAAGCCUAUUCCAGGCCUAAGACCUAAACCUGGACCAAAACAAAGGCCUGUUCUAAAGCCCAGCCCAACCAGCUCGUCCAGCUUCAACUCUAAGACCACUCUCAGAACUGGCUCAACUUCAACCCCUACUUGUAGCCUUAGCCCUGCAAUCAGCUUUACAAGACCCAGUCUACAGUCCACUAAGACAAGUACCAGCCAAAUCAGCACCAUGCCGGGACACUCUUCAGCCACCACCACUAGUCCUAGCUCAAAGAUUACCAGCCCAAGCUACAGGACCACUAGUUCCAGCCCUGUGGCCAGCAGUAGCAGUAGCUCAACUCCAGGAACUACAACCACUGCUAGACCUAGCCCAAGGAUUACCAGUCCAAGCUCCAGAAUUGGGUCCCGGUGGACCCCCAGACCUGACCUAAAGCCAAAACCAGGCACAAGGCCUAUUCCAGGCCCCAGCCCCAAACCUGGAUCAAAACCAAAGCCUGUCCUGAAGCUCAGACCAUCAAGUCCAACUGGCUCCUCCAGCUCCAUUCCAGAGGCCAAUCCCAGAACUGGUUCUCUUCCAGCCACCACCAUUAACCUUAGCCCACAGACCAUCAGUUCAAGCAUCCAGGCCAGCACUUCCAGCUCAAGUUCAACUCCAGAAACAACAACCACCACAAGCCCCAGCCCAAGGACUGGCUUCACUUCUCUCAGCUUAAGGUCCACUAGUACUAGCUCCAGCCCUGAGAGGACAUAUGUCCAAAACCCUGAACCCAACACAACGACUACCAGACCUAGGAUUAAGCCCCGACCUGGCCUGCAGCCCAGACCUGACCUACAGCCCAAACCCGGCCUAAAACCUGAACUACAGCCCAAACCAGGCCCAAAGCCUAUUCCAGGCUUAAGGACUAAACCUAGACCACAAUCAAAGCUCAUCUUAAAGCCCAGACCACCCAGCCCAACCAGCUUCAAUCCAAAGACCAGUUACAUAAAUGAUGCAACUUUAACCCCCACCACUAGCCUCAGCCCUGGGAUCAGAAGCCACAGUCGUCAGACCAUGACGACAAGCCAAAGUAGCACCACACUGGGCCACUCUCCAGGCACCACCCCAAAGAUAACUAACCCAAGUUACAAGACCACUAGUUCCGGGCCUGGGGCCAACCACAGCAGUAGCAGUACCCCAACUCCAGGAACUACUACCUCCGCUAGACCUAGCUCAAAGAUCACCCAUCCAAGAUCCAGAAUUGGGUCCUGGUGGACUCGCAGACCCGGCUUAAAGCCCAAACCAGGCACAAUAACAAUUCCAGGACCCAGACCCAAACCUGGACCAAAGCUCAAACCUGCCUUUAAGCCCAGACCACCCAGUCCAACCAGCUCCUCCAAACCUGGCUCAACUCCAGACACCAACACUAGCCUCACCCCAAAGACCACCAGUCCAAGCUCCAGGACUACCAGCUCCAGCACAGGGAUUAGCUUUACCCCCAGUCCAGGCAGUCUCAGCAGAACCACACCAAGUCAAUCUCCAUCAACCACCACUAGCUCUAGCUCAAAGAUCACCAGUUCAAGGAUCUGGACAGGCUCUUUCAGCUCAAGCAUCAUCACACUACACCAAACCAAAACCACCCCUAGCCCCAGCUCAAUGACCAGAUUCACUAGCCUCAGCUCAAGGACCCCCAGUACCAGCAUCAGUCCAGAGACAAAUUCUGCACAACAUCCUGAACCCAGCUCAACAAUCCCCAGACUUAGCAUUAAAUCCAAACCUGGCCUAAAACCCAAACCAGACCAAAAGCUCAAGCCAGGCCCAAGCCCUAUUCCAGGUCCAAGACAUAAACCGGGACCAAAACUUAAACCUGUCCUGAAGCCCAGAACUGCUCCAAAGCCCUGGUCCAAAACCACCACCCAAGGUCAAAGGACCACUUCUCCCACACCUAGCCCCAAGACAUCUAGUACCUCAAGCCAAAGGACCACGACUGACCCCAGCCCACAAAUGACCGCAAUCCCUGGCUCAAGAACUACAAGACCUAACCAACAAACUACUCUCAGCUCUAGCUCAAAAAACAUCUUUAACACUAGCCGGAAAACAACCACUAGCCCUGGCACAAUUACCACUACUAUUGCCAGUCUAAAACGUAAGACCAGCUCAAGCCAACAGAUUAGUAUAAACCCUAGCCCCAAAACAUCCACUACUAAACCCAUCCCAUUGGCCAACUCUAACCAUAGUCCAACUACCACCAACCCUGAGUCCUCUACCCCCAGCCCCAUACUUGAGUCUUCCACCCCCAGUGUGAGAGCACUUCGUGUGAAGACCAGCCGGGUAUCUGCUAGUCUGAAUGACACAAAGGACACAAGUGGGCCAAAGGUUUUACAAGGAGGGCACCCAAAGGUCCUGCUCACAGAGAAGGACCAGGUAGGCAGCAAGACUGACAGAACAGGGAACCAGCCUCAAAACCCUGCACAGAUUUCACCAGGAGUUACCAUGGCACCCAGAGACUGCUCUGACCACAUGGCCAAGGGGGAAAGGAACAGUGGGGUCUACCAAGUGACCCCUGACCCUAAGAAUGUAACCAUCGCAGUGUUCUGUGACAUGGAGUCUCAUGAUGGAGGGUGGACCAUCAUUCAGCUCCGUCAGGACGGCAGUGUGAACUUCAACAGGACAUGGGCUGAAUACCGGACGGGCUUCGGUAACAUGAGGGCUGGGGAGUUCUGGCUGGGCAAUGACCACAUCCAUCUCCUGACCCGACACAGGGAGAUGGUCCUCCGGGUGGAGCUGGAAGACUUUAACAGAGUGAGGGAGUACGCAGAGUACAGGCUCUUCCGUGUGGCUGGCGAACGGCUGCGGUACCGCCUGUCUGUGGGUGGGUACUCGGGCACGGCGGGAGAUGCACUUCAAUUCAGCAAGAGUUACAACCACAACAACAGGUUCUUUACGACUCCUGACAGGGACUAUGACCGCUACCCUUCAGGGAACUGUGGGGCGUACUACGACUCAGGCUGGUGGUUUGAUGCCUGCAUGGCUGCCAAUCUCAAUGGGAGAUAUUAUGUGGGAAAGUACAAAGGGGUGAGGAACGGGAUCUACUGGGGGACGUGGCAUAAUAUAUCUACAGAGUACUACCCAACCAAUGACAGACAAUCUUUCAAGACUGUCAGAAUGAUGAUCAGGCCGAGAGGCUAUGCAAAGUGAGCUAGACAGCUGGCUCUUCGUUUGGCGUACUCAGCUGUUGCAAUUGUCAAACAGCGGGGCUGGGAAACCCUAUAAGGCCUCAGCAAUUUUUCAAUGGGUCCGCGACAUAAACAGGAAACAUAUGUAUUUUUUUGGGAGGAGCACUGUUUAUUAAUGUGCAAAUGCAGACAUUCAGAUUGUACUGCUGUUUCCUAUUUUGGGUGUUUAUAGUGGUUGUUAUUUAACAAGCAGUUUGAAUAUAUUGUAUCUUAUGUACUCUUUGAAAUAUUAUAGUGGGUCAACCCCUACAUCUUCUUGAUUUCUUGACACAGUUUUUUCCCCCAAUCGCUUUGGUGCUAUUUUCUCAAGAAUGUGGUACAUUUUCUAAAAAUUUUGAACAAAACUCCAAACUGCUAAUACAUAUAAACACAGCAAGUAUUUUAUUCAAAACCUUUUAUUUUGCAUUCAUUUUGUUCGGAGACAUCUUUCACCACACAACCAUUGAGCCAAAAUAUAAGUUUACAGUGAAAUACCAUGAUAACAUUGAUUUAAUCACCAAAAUACAACAUAAUGAUAUCUUCUCAAUUUAGUUGUUUUAACAACCAGUUAAUUAAAUAGCAAAAUAUGCAAGAUACAUGGUCCAAAAUUGCCCUUUGAAUGUAAUAUGCUACAGUACUGUAAAUUACAGUAGGUUACACUGUUUUAGCAGAAGGUAAUACAUUUGCACUACCCAUCACAAUUUACAAAAAAAUUGAAUUUCCAUCAUUUCUAUCCAAUGUGUGAUCAAAAGUGUGAUCAACUUUCAAAAUCAUUGAUGCAAAAAAUAAAUAUAUUGUUCAGCUACAAUUACAACAUAAACUCGGCAAAAAAAGAAACGUCUCUUUUUCAGGACCCUCUCUUUUAAACAUAAUUGGUAAAAAUCCAAAUAACUUCACAGAUCUUCAUUGUAAAGGCUUUAAACACUGUUUCCCAUGCUUGUUCAAACAAUGAAUGAACAUGCACCUGUGGAACGGUCGUUAAGACACAAACAGCUUACAGACGGUAGGUAAUUAAGGUCACAGUUAUGAAAACUUAGGACACUAAAAGAGGCCUUUCUACUGACUCUGAAAAACACCAAAAGAAAGAUGCCCAGGGUAUUGCUCAUCUGCGUGAACGUGUCUUGGGCAUGCUGCAAGGAGACAUGAGGUCUGCAGAUGUGGCCAGGGAAAUAAAUUGCAAUGUCUGUACUGUGAGACGCCUAAGACGGCGCUACAGGGAGACAGGACGGACAGCUGAUCGUCUUCGCAAUGGCAGACCACGUGUAACAACACCUGCACAGUAUCGGUACAUCCGAACGUCACACCUGCGGGACAGGUACAGAAUGGCAACAACAACUUUCCGAGUUACACCAGGAAUGCACAAUCCCUCCAUCAGUGCUCAGAGAGGGUGGACUGAGGGCUUGUAGGCCUGUUGUAAGGCAGGUCCUCACCAGACAUCACCGGCAACAUCGUCGCCUAUGGGCACAAACCCACCGUCGCUGGACCAGACAGGACUGGCAAAAAGUGCUCUUCACUGACCAGUCACGGUUUUGUCUCACCAGGGGUGAUGGUCGGAUUCACGUUUAUCUUCGAAGGAAUGAGCGUUACACAGAGGGUCCGUCAUGGUCUGGGGCGGUGUGUCACAGCAUCAUCGGACUGAGCUUGUUGUCAUUGCAGGCAAUCUCAACGCUGUGCGUUAUAGGGAAGACAUCUUCCUCCCUCAGGUGGUACCCUUCCUGCAGGCUCAUCCUGACAUGCCCUUCAGCAUGACAAUGCCACCAGCCAUACUGCUCAUUCUGUGUGUGAUUUCCUGCAAGACAGGAAUGUCAGUGUUAUACCAUGGCCAGCGAAGAGCCCGGAUCUCAGUCCCAUUGAGCACGUCUGGGACCUGUUGGAUUGGAGGGUGAGGGCUAGGGCCAUUCCCCCCAGAAAUGUCCAGGAACUUGCAGGUGCCUUGGUGUAAGAGUGGGGUAACAUCUCACAGCAAGAACUGGCAAGUAUGGUGCAGUCCAUGAGGAGGAGAUGCACUGCAGUACUUCAUACAGCUGGUGGCCACACCAGAUACUGACUGUUACUUUUGAUUUUGACCCCCCCCCCCCCCCCCCCCUUUGUUCAGGGACACAUUAUUCAAUUUCUGUUAGUCACAUGUCUGUGGAACUUGUUCAGUUUAUGUCUCAGUUGUUGAAUAUUAUGUUCAUACAAAUAUUUACACAUGUUCAGUUUGCUGAACAUAAACCCAGGUGACAGUGAGAGGACGUUUAUUGUUUUUGCUGAGUUUAGGUGUACUGUAAUCAAAUUAAACAAAUUCAAUUCAUUAAAAUAACAUGACAUUUAACAUAGACUAGUUUGCAUCAAGGAUGCCUUGAACGUUUGGCCAAAGGUUCUCAUUGACAUCCCAGUAAAUGUCGUCAUUGUUAAUCCACAGUUAAUCCACAUGGGAAAAAACCUUUUGCCCUGGCGAAUAUAAGCCUGACAUACACUACCGGUCAAAAGUUUUAGAACACCUACUCAUUCCGGGGUUUUUCUUUAUUUUACAAUUUUCUACAUUGUAG